AUGGAAAAGGCCCCCAGUCAAGGCUCGCUCGUGCGGAGGUACUCUGAACAUUCCGUCGGAAGUGCCGAUUCGUUCUCGGUCUCGAGGGACGGCUGCCGGCUGGGCUUCGAUCCGGCGUUCGGGGAUCUAGCCCCCGGACGAUCGAUAACAAUCAAGGUGACCUGCGAGGCAGGAAGACUACCCGAGAGAUUCAGGACCGCCGCCAGAGCUCUGCUCCAGAGCCGCGACGGCCGGGGCGUCUCCUUCGGAAGCGAGUACGUCGCCGUCCGAGCAGAGAUCCAGGAGCCGACGGUGUACAUCAGCACGGCCGAGGUUAACUUGGAGACGGCAUACCUAGGGGUAUCUCUAACUCGCCGCGUGAAGAUGGUUAACCUCAGCAAUUUGGAGGCGAAAUACAGAUGGGAACGGCCUGGCGGCGCAGCGGCGUCGUUUGAUCUCAACUUGGACCAACCAAACGGUGUUCUCCGGGGAAAGGAGGUGCGGGAGGUGGAGCUGCGCUACACCGCGAGACAAUCUGGACCGGUCGAAGAAGUGUACGCUUGCCGAGUCUUCGGCAUGGCCGCCCCGCUCGGCUUCGCCAUCUCCGCCAAGAAUAGAGGCCCUACCCUGAGCUUCGGGCUGGUGGAGACCGGCGGGCGCCCUCCGAGACCGCUCCAGCGGCCGCAUCUCCCGCAGUAUGUCGGGGAGGAGCCUCUGCCGGAGGCGGAACCCGCGCCCUCCCUGGAGUUCGGGAAGGUUGACCUCCGGGGAAGGAAGACCCUGACGGUGUUCGUGCAGAACCUGUCGGCGAUCUCGACCCCGUUCUCCGCUAAGGUUCGCAAGUACAGCUGUACGCCCUGCCCGCCGAGGCUCAAGAUCUCCAACAUGAGCUACUCGGCGCUGCAGAGGGUGGUCUCCAACCCGAGAGCCCUCGGAGCGUACCUGGACGACGAUGCUGCCGCCGCCGACGAGCCGGACGGAGAAGAGGGUCGGCGCACGCCAGGAGCAACAGCAGCAGCAGACAAUGCAGGAAUGAGAGGAAAUCGAGGCGGGGUUUCAGGACCGGGAAACGACCGGUUCCAGUCCCGGUCCAGACCCCCAGACAAUGGAAAAGAAAACUCUCGCGACCAGACCGCGAACCUGGAAACAUCGGCAUCUCCUUCCUUCGGCACCAAGAAGAAGGGGAAAUCGAAGCUGGUGCUAGGAACGGAGCACGAAGCAACGGAAGCGUUUUUCUCGGCCGGAGGUCGGGCCAGGACCAAGGCUCAGAUCGAUCAGAGAGAAGACUGUUUCGCGCUGAAAGAGGGCCUCGGGGCGGCCUUCCUCGUGGAGCCUUCGUCUGGGACCCUUGCGCCGUGGGGCGUGGCCACGGUAGCGGUGACGGUGUUCAACGACACCCCCGGGAGAUACACGGACAAAAUGGACAUCACUUUAACGGGUGCACCAACAGCGUCUUUGCCGAUGAAAGUCGUUGUGGAGGGGUCCCCAUUGUCGCUUAAGAGGGAGGCACUGGGACUCGACAUGUCGGGACCCGAACCCUUGCUGAACUUCGGGGAGGUGUUCGUGCAUGGAGGGAAGACGUUCCGGAUCAUCAAGGUCAAGAAUGAGGGAACACUGCCGGCGAUGCUAACGUGGGGUAUGCAGGACGCCAAUAUCGACGCCAAGGAAGCCGCGAAAAAGGUCGACGUCUGCCUCAAGAUCGUACCUAGUGCCGACGGAGGCGGAUGGUUGGCUGACGUUUCCGUGAGCUACCGUCCGCCCAAGCCUUUCCAGAGCCCCUUCGUGGUGCAGCCAAGGCAGGGCGUGGUGGAGCCUAGGUCUGACGGAGCUUUCAAGGUGCUCCUGCCCCAGCACGAAAAGGGAGAGAUGUCGGCGAGACUUGUAGCAGACGCGUACUGGAUGCCGGUACCGUUGCCUUCGGACGGCUCCUCUGCCUCACCCUGCGGGAAUUCAGCUAUUUCCAGCCUCAAGCCUACCAAAUCCAAGUCCAAAGACGUUGCUCCUGCGGCUGCUGCCGACCUCCCGCGCACGGUGGAGGGGGGGUCCUACGGACCGGAAAAUGGGGACCCCUCUAUGUCUCCCCUCUCGCAGGGUGGGAAACCCGACCGAAAUCCAUGCUCCGACCCCGUCGCCGUCGGAAAAGAGGGUCUCACCGGAAACGAGCGAACCCCGAAGCUGGUCGCGUCCGGAUUCCCUCUGGGGAAUGGCGCAGCUGUCGCAACCAUUCCGGAGAGCGGCAGCGACAAGCCCGCGGCGGGCAACCGCGUUUCUCCGGCGCAUGGCGGCGGUGCUUCCCUGAGCACCUCUUCGACGAGCACGACGAUGACGCCCGCUGCCGGCGGCGACGAAAAAGGAACAGGGGGUAGCGACUGUGGCGGCAGCGGCGGCGGUAGUGCCGCCGGGCGUUCGUCCAACUCAAUGGCAGCCGCGGCCACGGUGCAGCUCGCCGCAAGGACGCUCGUGAGCAACACGAUCAACCGGAAGCACGGGAGGACCACCAACGGGGCCGUCGUGCUCAAGGCCACCGCCUGGGGGAUCGAGCCCCGCCUCGCCCUCGACAAGAAGACGCACGCCUCCCUCCAGCACGACGUUGGCGGCGGUGGUGGUGCUUCGUCUGCCGGUGUUGCGGCCAGGACUGGGCUAGACGUCGGAGCCACGGGUGCUACUCGUGAUGGUGCCGGCGGUGGAGGGGCAGGAGGAGGGGGGCAACAGUUCCUCAAGUUUGAAUCCUGGUCAACGAGAGCAUCGGCAGCGUCUUCGCCCUGGGCAGCUCACCCGUCCAUGCGGCGACAGAUAAGUCUGAGCAACCCGCUCACGAUACCGGUGUCCUUUCGAGUGGAAACCAGCGGCCCAUUCGUCAUCAACCGCUGCCCCCCCAAGAAGCGCCUCAACAGCGGCAAGACCUCCUUCGAAACACAACUCAGCGGCGGUGGAGGCGGCGGCGACGACGCCAGAUGCCAGGGAAGACGACGACAACAGUCACAACUCGCCGACAACCAUAACCAAGCGAUGAGAUCCCCUAAACGCAGGAGAGCCGGCGAUGGCGCUAGCUGCGCGAACAGAGGUCAAAGAACGGCAUCGGUGAUGGACACACAAGAUCACAACCAACACCAAAAGCAGCACCGCCCAGAGCGCCAACAUCGGCGAACUAACGAUCUGAUUUCGCUGCUGCCGGGGCAGAACCGUCAGCUGGAGGUGGUGUUUUUACCUUUGAGGGCGUCGGCGAAGAUGCUGGAAUGCCUCAAGUCGUCUUUUUCUCCUGGUACAGAGGGCAUCCCACGGCUGGUGCUAAGAACGACGGGCGAGCUUACCAUCGCAUUCUGCACUGGACACGUGCAGAGGAUCUUUCUGAGGGGCGAAGUGUUGCGACCGAUGAUCACCGUGGCACCGGCGACGCACUCUUUCGGGACCAUCCACACCGAAAGAAGGGGAAACGCUACCCUAUUCCUAGGAAAUCCCACCUUCGCCGACGCAGAGUGGUCGUUGGUCCACAUCCCUGCCCCUCCCCCGAAAAAGCGCCUUAUCCACAGCAACAACGCCGACAAGGCCACCGCCACCGGAACCACACCUACAAGCAACCCUGCGAGGGCAGCAUCAGGGGCUUACGUCAAAGGGAGGCAUACCGGGAAACCGGGGGGCACGGACGGGAGCGGCAGCAGCGGCUGCAGUUCGGUAGCGGGGCUAUUCAAUCCGUUGGUGGUCGACGACCCUUCCGUGUUCGUGUUCGGCGAGGAGGGAGGGGUCCUGACAGGAGUCAAGCUGCCGCUGAAGUCCUCAGCGGCGUGCCUGCCCGAGGACUGGAACCGCUUCGAGAACGCAUGCUGGCCACAGCAGCCUUCACGGGUCACCUGGGGAGGCGUGAUCGACUGCUGCUCCGUUCACUACCCGGCUCAAGAACUGGGCCGCCGUUCCUGUCAGAACCACCCCUACGGCCCGCCACCACAAGGGAGCUUCCACUCCCAAAGACGAGAACUCCCCAAUACUUUGUCGCCGGCGGGGACAGGGGCACGUCCAGCCAUGUCUGCCGCUGUCGUCUGGCGAAAUGAGCCGCACGGGCAGCGCCAGGUGGUCGGGCCCACACUCAAGCUCGAAACUUUCCUCACGCGGAAGGAGGAAACUACGGAGGGGUACAGAGCACCGCGACCACUAGAGGUCGUAUUUGCGCCGAAGCACAAUGUCUUGUACCGCAGCCGCUUCCGGCUUACUGUAAAAGGGGGUGAAAGUGCAGAGGUCGUCCUGGAAGGAUGCGGGACCUACAGGGAAGAUUCCAGGCCCGGGAAGUUACCGCGAGUGUGA
This is a messenger RNA of Ectocarpus siliculosus, 4275 nucleotides long. NCBI's taxonomy places the organism in Eukaryota, Phaeophyceae, Ectocarpales, Ectocarpaceae. The record is from the annotation of a GenBank genome assembly.